Ipomoea nil (Japanese morning glory) is the source of this 2127-nucleotide messenger RNA. Its product is annotated as protein FAR1-RELATED SEQUENCE 5-like. Gene Ontology annotation, biological process: regulation of DNA-templated transcription. Bases 1 to 2127 code for a protein of 708 amino acids. The record is from RefSeq and is a predicted model, not a curated record. NCBI's taxonomy places the organism in Eukaryota, Viridiplantae, Streptophyta, Magnoliopsida, Solanales, Convolvulaceae. The transcript has 3 exons. Gene Ontology annotation, molecular function: zinc ion binding.
AUGGAGAUUCACGGCGAUGCAACCCCGACGACUGGUGCGGCGGAGCAUUAUCCCACAGGCUCAAUUGAUGGUGAUUCAAGUACUAGGGAUGUAACUCACUACACGCCGGGCCCUACCACCGGCCUGAAACAACACUGGAAGCCCACCGUAGACACUAAAAUCAUACCUGUACUCGGGCAACGUUUUAAAUCACUAUCUGAAGGGAUUGAAUUCUACAAGAACUACGGACGUGUUGGUGGUUUUGACAUUAGGCACAACAGUGUUAAGCGAGAUCGGACCGGGGCAGUUAUUCGGCGUUCUUUAGUUUGUAGCAGGCAAGGAGCGAAAGGAGGUGGUAGGAGGGUACCCACCGUAGUCGUCAAUGUUACUAGUAGUAGCAAUAAGCAACGCCGAAGAAGGGUUUCUAAUAGAAUCGGGUGCAAUGCCAAGCUUGGGUUGAAGAAAAAUAGUACUGGGGAGUUUGUGGUAACUAAAUUUGUCGAGGACCACACUCAUAGUCUGUGCUCUGAGGGUGCUAAAUUAUUUAUGCGGGGUAACAGGAAACUUAAUGUAGCCCAACAAGCAUUUUUAGCCAACUGUUUUAAAGCUAAUGUGGGCGCUUCUACAGGGAUGAGGUUAUGUAGGGAAGUAGCGGGUUCAUUUGAGAACGUUGGUGCAACGUAUGUGGAGUUUCAUAAUUUUAAACGAGACUUGCAAGCGUAUGUGGAUGAAGUUGAUGGUGAGUUGAUUAUCGAAAGGUACAACUUGGUGUUCGUACCAUUUACUGGAGUAGACAACCACAAACGAUGCAUCACUCUUGCUGCGGGGCUGCUCAAUAAAGAAGACGUGGAAUCGUAUAGUUGGCUAUUAGAAAGAUUCAUUCAUGCAAUGGGAAAUGUCCCCCUAUGUGUUGUCACCGAUCAGGACCCCGCUAUGAAGAUUGCUAUAAGACAGGUUUUACCCGGGUGCCGUCACCGUUAUUGCAUGUGGCACAUUAUGACGAAGGUUGGUGAAAAAUUCGGGCCUGAGUUAUCAAACAAUGAGGUAUUCCGCAAGAGUUUGAAUGAUAUUGUGUGGAACGAAACAACCUCCACCGGUGACUUCGAAGUGCAAUGGCAACUGCUAAUGGAGAAAUACAACUUAUCUGAUCAUCGUUGGUUCCAGAGCUUGUAUGCAGAUAGGGAUCAUUGGAUUCCUGCUUUUUUUAUAGAUUCUCCCUUGAGUGGGUUGGUUCGCACCACAUCUCGGUCCGAAGCACAAAACAAUGUUUAUGGGAAAUUCACACGCCUCCAUUCUAGUUUGGUAGAGUUCUACAUGCAGUUCGAAAGCGUUCUUGAAACACAACGUCACAAUCAAGCUAAACUGGAUGCACAGUGCGAGGGGUCCUUGCCCGAUUUUAAGACUCCCUUGGCAUUAGAGCGGCACGCCGCAGAUUUGUUCACACUAUCUAUUUUUUACACUUUGCAGGAAGAGAUUGAAGCUGCCUUCUUUUAUUGCGAAAUUGUGGGCAUCCGUGAGGAUGGGGGGAACAUUUAUUACACCAUCAAAGGGGAUGGCACCACUACGUACACUGUAAAGCACGAGCCGGGCGGGUCCAGUACUAUUUGCAGCUGCAAGAUGUUCCAACGCUUGGGGCUAAUUUGCAGACAUAUGUUCAUGGUGUUCAAGGGUUCACAUUUACAGCAAUUACCAUCCCAGUAUGUUGUGGAUCGUUGGCGCAAACACCUAGGAUGCAAUGCUUGCAGAGGGCAGCAUGUUGAUGGUGUCCCUCCAAAAUCAGGUGCCACAGAACUGUGGUCUGAGAUAAACACGUGUGUCGGGAUGGUAGGUGAGAGCACGGUGCGCCAAGCUCGGAUGGUGCAGGUAUUGAAAGAGUUGAGAGAUGAAUUCGCGAGCGACUGCGAGAUCAUCGGGGCAGCAAAGAGCAAUAGGGCCACGAUCGAGGCAUUCUGUGGAGUCCAGCCACCACCAUGUAUAACCAUUAAACCCCCGGCACAGGCAAAAAACAAAGGGAGUGGAAAACGUAUUAAGAGCAACCGGGAGAUAGCCAUAGAGAACAGUGUCAAAGUCGGGCGAAAGUGUGGGGUGUGCGGUGAAUACGCCCGUCAUAAUGCUCGUAGUUGUCCUUCCAAGCAAAGGGUAGUUUAG